Beauveria bassiana ARSEF 2860 is the source of this 384-nucleotide messenger RNA. RefSeq lists its product as uncharacterized. The transcript is spliced from 13 exons. Lineage: Eukaryota; Fungi; Ascomycota; Sordariomycetes; Hypocreales; Cordycipitaceae. The record is from RefSeq and is a predicted model, not a curated record. Bases 1 to 384 code for a protein of 127 amino acids.
AUGACCUCGGAAAUAGUCUACAUGAUCCAAAUUCUCCUGCCUGCAUUUCGAAUAGCCGCACCAGAUCGCUUCAUCACGUCGCUCGGCUGUCUCUCGGUCAGCCAAGUGCUCAUCGUCAAAGUGGUCGUUGAGUACGGGCGGACCAUCGACGGUGGCUCCCUGCCGCUGCGUAGCGGUCCAGGACUAAAACGUCUUACCUACUCUAAUAUAAUAAGUAUAAGGGUUAUAGAAGGUAUUUUAGAGAUUAAAACUAAAUCUAGUAUAUUACUUAGUAAAGAACUUUUAAUUUCUCCUUUUUCUAAUAGAAUAGUAAGUAUUAAAAAUAAGCUUCUUAGUAGGUUAGAUACGCUUAGAGAUAAAAUUAAGAACUCUAGCUUAAAUUAG